Messenger RNA from Verticillium alfalfae VaMs.102, 537 nucleotides. RefSeq lists its product with no specific name. Bases 1 to 537 code for a protein of 178 amino acids. NCBI's taxonomy places the organism in Eukaryota, Fungi, Ascomycota, Sordariomycetes, Glomerellales, Plectosphaerellaceae. The record is from RefSeq and is a predicted model, not a curated record. The transcript is spliced from 2 exons.
AUGUCGUCCGCCCGGGCCGCACAGCUGGUGCAUGCUUCGUGCUGCGGUUUUGCGGGUCCGUGGCCACGGCAGAAGGCACAUGAUGAGGCGGCGGUCGAGGCCCUCUGUGAAAGAGGGCUAAGAAACGUCUUGAUCGAAUAUGGGAUUCUAGGUGGCGUCCGGGGUCGCCAGAUCGGAAUCUCCUGGCGAAUCAACGGGCGCGAUGGGGGCGAUUGGGGCGCCCAGCAGCGGGGCGUUCCCACCAGCCAGAAAUCCAGGGUCCUCUGCUGCGCGUGGAAGGUGCAAGCGGCCACCAGUCCCCUGGACGGCAGGCACAUCUGCCAUCACCAUUACCAAUCGCCCAUCAUCACUGCCUCGCCUAGGCCUUUGCUUCUGAUGAUUGGCUCAGUCCAUGGCCAUGACAGUGCCACGGCCAUCGACAUGCGGAGUGUGAUCUCUUCAGAUCUGUCGCGCGCCGAAUGCCCUUUCCUAUCGACCCGGAAAACGCACCUGCCCACAGUCAUCCUGCUCGGGGCAGCCAAGAACAUCAGAACAUGA